Molecule: messenger RNA, 627 nt
Organism: Myotis daubentonii (Daubenton's bat)
Lineage: Eukaryota; Metazoa; Chordata; Mammalia; Chiroptera; Vespertilionidae
Product: protein S100-A7-like
Biological process (GO): endothelial cell migration
Cellular component (GO): extracellular exosome; cytoplasm
Molecular function (GO): transition metal ion binding; calcium ion binding; calcium-dependent protein binding
Source: RefSeq, a predicted model, not a curated record
UUUCCCCCAGAUGAUAAGAAAAUGUAGUUUUUGUUAGAAGCCCAAACAUGUGGGCCAUACACAUUUCUUCAGAGUUUUGGAAAGUCUGGGGUGUGAGGGCUGCACUGUCCCAUUUCUCUGCUUGGGGUCCGGACUGUUGGUGGAGGUACUUAAAUGUGGUGUAUCCGUGAGGUUCCAGAUAGCAGGGAGGUACAAAGGUCAUCAGAAGGAGCCUAUCUGCCCACAUUCCACCCAAGAGUCUAAAACUGAGCUUCCUUGAAAACCAAGAUGAGCCAUACUCCAGUUGAACAGUCCGUGAUGGACUUGAUCGUCCUGUUCCACAAAUACACCAAACCUGAUGACAAGAUUGACAAGCAGGGCCUGCUGAAGAUGCUGAAGGAGAAUUUCCCUAACUUCCUCACGGCUUGUGAAAAGAAGGGCAAAGAUUUCUUGGCCCAUAUCUUUGAGGACCAGGACAAGAAUAACGAUAAGAAGAUUGAGUUUUCUGAGUUUCUGUCGGUGUUGGGAGUCAUAGCCACGGACUACCACAAUCAUAGCCACGGAGCCCCGCUCUGUUCUGGGGGAGGACACUGAGUCCAGCCCAGCCUGACACCUCCAAGAAACAAUAAAGUGUGUCUUUUGCCCAGA